AGUAACAUUUACAUGGCCCUAAUUAUUUUGUUGCUUAUCUCUCUGGAGAGUAGCCGUCAUAUCCUCAUCUUCUAUUGUGUGGUUUCAAAAGAAGAACACACACACAAAGUAUGGUCUCUGGUGUUCUUUCGAAUCCUUUAUAACUGUUACCAACCCAACACUUUCAUCAUAUCAUCCAUACUCCAUACUGAAUACAGAUUAACCUUUCCACUCUUUUGUUAAAAAUAACCUUUCCUCUCUUUUCAUGGCUGCAUCACAAUCCUCAUCAUCCAUCACCAAUGAUGGAUACGAAUACGAUGUUUUCCUCAACUUCAGAGGCCCUGAUACACGUAGUGAUUUUACAGGAAAUCUUUGGAAUGCUCUACAUAACAGGGGGAUCCGCACCUUCAGGGAUGACUUGGAGAUUUACAAAGGGAAAAAUAUCGAGAAAUCACUUUUUGAAGCUAUUGAAAAAUCAAAGGCGGCCAUUGUUGUUCUCUCUCCGAGUUAUGCAACUUCAUCUUUUUGUUUAGACGAACUUUGUCAUAUCCUUAAAUGCAUAGAGGGAAGGGGUGGAUUUGUUUGGCCAAUCUUUUAUGAAGUUGACCCUUCAAAAGUGAGAUGGUUAGAAGACACUUAUGGAGAAGCAAUGGCUGAACAUAAGAAGAACAAUUGGUAUAGCGAAGAUAAGUUGAAGGAAUGGGAGAAUGCUUUGAAUCAAGUGGCUAAUUUGUCUGGUACCGUUUACAAAUGGAAGAAAGGGGAUGGAUAUGAAUACAUGUUUAUUGAUAAGAUUGUUCGAGUCGUCUCAACAGUGAUACAACCUUUUUCUUUAUCUAUACCUGAUUACCUAGUUGGGUUGGAGGACCAAAAACAAGAUGUAUUAUCGCUUUUGAAUGUUGACUCUGAUGAUAAGGUCUAUAUGGUUGGAAUCCACGGAACCGGUGGAAUAGGGAAAACAACUCUUGCUCAAGCGGUUUAUAAUUCAAUUGUAGAUCAAUUUGAUGGUUCGUGUUAUCUUGAAGAUGUAAGAGGAAAAACAGGGAAUGAGGGGUUGAUACAUCUUCAAAAUAUCCUUCUUUCUAAAAUAUUUGGAGAAAAUAAAAUCGUGGUAACAAGUGUUAACGAGGGAAUUAAUGAACUUCAAGUUAGGCUAAAAAAAAAGAAAGUUCUUUUGCUUCUUGACAAUGUUGACAAGUUGGAUCAAUUACGCAAUAUUGUUCGAGAACCCGGAUGGUUUGGUCGUGGAAGUAGAGUUAUGAUCACGACCCGUGACAUAGACGUGCUAAGAAGGCAUGGGGUUGAAAGAAGACAUGAGGUGAAAAUGUUGAACAAGGAUGAAGCUUACGAUCUUCUUAGAUGGAAAACUUUUCAAACUAAUGAAGUUAGUCCAAGCUUUGAAGAUGUUUUCAAUCGUGCUUUAACCUAUAUCAGUGGCCUUCCAUUAGCUAUUGAAAUAAUCGGUUCUCACUUAUUUUCAAAAAAAACAAUAGAAGAAUGGAACUCUGUGUUAGAUCAGUACAAAAAGGUUCCUAACCAAGAGAUCUUUGAGAUUCUUAAAGUGAGCUACAAUGAUUUGGUCCAAGAUUAUAAAGAUGUUUUUCUUGACAUAGCUUGUUUCUUCAAAGGAGAUAAUUUGGAAUAUGUCAAAAAAAUACUUCAUGCUCAUUAUGGUGACGAGAAGAAAGAUCAUAUCAAUGUGUUAAUUGAAAAAUCUCUCAUAAAGAUAAGCGAGUUUAAUGAUUUGAGUUUACAUGAUCUGAUAGAAGAUAUGGGAAAAGAAAUUGUCAGACUAGAAUCACCAUAUCAGCCUGGAGAACGCAGUAGAUUAUGGUCUGUUAAAGACAUAGUUGAAGUUUUGGAGGAAAAUACGGGAACAAGUAAAAUUGGAACCAUUAUUAUGCCUUGGGAUAUCAAGAAGGACAAUGUAGUAAAUUGGGAUGGAGAGGCUUUUAAGAAUAUGACAAAGCUUAGAACACUUCUUAUUGAAGGAGUUAAAUUUUCUGAAAGUCCAAAGCAUCUUCCAAAUAGUUUAAGAAUACUGGAGUGGUACGACUAUCCAUCACAGUAUUUCCCGGUUGAUUUUCUCCCGAGGCAACUCAUCAUAUGCAAAUUGAGCUCUGAAUUUUAUCGUCCUCGGGAAGACUUUUUCAAGAAGUACUGCAGGAAUAUGAGAAUUUUACAGUUUCUUCAUUGUAAUUCUUUGAGAUCGAUACCUAAUAUGUCAGGUCUCCAAAAUUUAGAAGAACUUUCAUUUUGGAGGUGUCCGGAGUUAAUUACAUUUGAUGACUCCAUUGUUUUGCUGGGUAAACUUAAAAUUUUGAAUAUCAUAAACUGUGGUGAACUCAAAUAUAUUCCACUCCUCAAAUUAGCUUCAUUGAAAAAACUCACUCUUUCAAAUUUAUAUAGUAUUAAGAGUUUUUCUCCCAUGUUGAAUGAGGCAUUGGAUAAACUUCAAUUUUUGGAGGUCAUCUGGUGUCCUUUUCUCAAAUAUAUUCCACCUCUUAAAUUAACUUCAUUGAAAACACUCACUCUUUCACAUAUAGAUCGCAUUAAGAGUCUUUCUCCCAUGUUGGACGAGUCAUUGGAUAAGCUUAAAAUUUUGAUGGUUGAAUAUUGUGCAAAGAUCCAAACUAUUCCAUCUCUCAAAUUACCUUCAUUGGAGGAACUCACUCUUAGCAAUUUAUCUAGUAUUGAGAGUCUUUCUCCCACGUUGGAUGAGUCAUUGGAUAAGCUUAAAAUUUUGGAGGUUGAUGAUUGUGGAAAGCUCCAAACUAUUCCAUCUCUCAAAUUACCUUCAUUGGAGGAACUCACUCUUAGCAAUUUAUCUAGUAUUGAGAGUCUUUCUCCCAUGUUGGAUGAGUCGUUGGAUAAGCUUAAAAUUUUGAAGGUUGUUGAUUGUGCAAAGAUCCAAACUAUUCCAUCUCUCAAAUUACCUUCAUUGGAGGAACUCACUCUUAGCAAUUUAUCUAGUAUUGAGAGUCUUUCUCCCACGUUGGAUGAGUCGUUGGAUAAGCUUAAAAUUUUGAAGGUUGUUGAAUGUGCAAAGAUCCAAACUAUUCCAUCUCUCAAAUUACCUUCAUUGGAGGAACUCACUCUUCGCUAUUUAUCUAGUAUUGAGAGUCUUUCUCCCAUGUUGGAUGAGUCAUUGGAUAAGCUUAAAAUUUUGAAGGUUGUUGAUUGUGCAAAGCUCCAAACUAUUCCAUCUCUCAAAUUACCUUCAUUGGAGAAACUCAGGCUUGGAAGUUUAUCUAGUAUUCAGAGUCUUUCUCCCAUGUUGGAUGAGUCGUUGGAUAAGCUUAAAAGUUUGAAGGUUUUAUUUUGUAAGAAGCUCCAAACUAUUCCAUCUCUCAAAUUACCUUCAUUGGAGAAACUCAGGCUUGGAAGUUUAUCUAGUAUUCAGAGUCUUUCUCCCAUGUUGGAUGAGUCGUUGGAUAAGCUUAAAAUUUUGAUGGUUGAUGGUUGUGAGAACCUCCAAGCUAUUCCAUCUCUCAAAUUACCUUCGUUGGAGCAACUCUGGCUUGUAAUUUUAUUUAGUAUUCAGAGUCUUUCUCCCAUGUUAGAUGAGUCGUUGGAUAAGCUUAAAAUUUUGGAGGUUCAUGGUUGUGUGAACCUCCAAACUAUUCCAUCUCUCAAAUUACCUUCAUUGGAGAAACUCACUCUUAAAGGUUUAUAUGGUAUUAAGAGUCUUUCUCCCAUGUUGGAUGAGUCAUUGGAUAAACUUAAAGUCUUGAAUAUUAGAUAUUGCUAUGACCUGUGUAGUUUUCCACAUGUCAUGUUGCCUUCACUAGAAAUCCUUAAUCUUUUAUAUUGUUAUUUUCUCGAGAGUUUUCCACCUGUCAUGUUGCCUUCACUAGAAAUCCUUGAUCUUUCAUAUUGUAAAUCUCUCGAGAGUUUUCCACGUAUCACCAGUCGGUCAAUGACUAAACUUAAAAUAUUGAGACUUGAAGGUUGUGAAAAGCUCAGGAAUAUUCAUGCUAUCAAUGUGGAUUCCUUAGAUGAAUUCGAUUAUUCAGGAUGUGAGAGUCUCGAGUUUCCCACCUCUGACUGAUGGAAGAGAUUAAUGCAGUUUACACCAUUUCAUUGUGUCAACUCAAGAGCACUCCCAUUACUAGAAUGGAUCAAAAAGCGUGUGAUGAAUCUGUCAAAAAAGCUUCGGAUUUCAAGUGUGAUAAUUUUUUUUAAGAAGUUGAUAAAUCAAUUGCAUGCCCCACUCAAGUGUGAUAAGAAGACUGAACCAUUAUUUGCAAAAUAAUCUUUUCAAAAUAUUUGCAACAAAGUUGAAGUUCUUGCUAAGAGGUCCUUUGGCGAACAAUCCAGUGACUGAUUUUGAAAAGGCUGUCAAUAAGUUGCGACAGAAAUACAGGUCUUACAUCGUGGAAUAUGACACUGAAGAGGGCUUUUGAUGCUUCCCAAUAUGUUUGCGAAAGAUUUUUGGGAUCAAAUCACGCAUUUUGCAACAUUAAUAGAUCCAAAAAACAACAAGUUUGAAGUACUGGUGGAACGUGUCAAUGGGCAUGUGUUUUUUUUACCAAAGGAUGGAAAGCUCUGCGUGACUUUUAUGGAAUUCGGUUGGGGGCAUGGGUGACAUUGGUAUUUGUUGGUAUGAGACAGUUUGCAAUAAUUCUGAAGGUUAGGUUUGGGAAAAAAGUCAAGUGUCCGGUUUUCAAUCUGCCUAUGCAGUUCGUGAUUGACAAAACUUCUGUGCAGCCAACCUUCAACAAUAUUGUCCCCUCUUCACUGUAAGUCUUGCAUAUCGGCACAGCAACACCAACAUGCAGGUUGAUAUGGUGCACAAACUAACUGAUUAUGAUGUCACCAGUGGGUUUUUGGUAUGCAGAGUUUAAUAUUUUCGGAACUGAACCCUAUGAACACUGCAGAAUUGGUGGAAAGUGGAAACUUUUUGUUGAUUGCUGCAAUCUUUAUGAAGAAAUGAGGAUGAGGUUUGGUGCGCCUGUUGGUGGCAAAAACACUGCUCUUUAUGUUAAAGUCGUUGCAAAUUAGAGAUGUGGUUCUUUUUCAUAUGGUUGCAGGAGGAUUGUUCAAGUUUAUUUAAGUUUCUUUUUGUUUUUUAAGUUUGUAAUGAACAUCUGUGCUUAAGAAGUGUUCUUUUUAAUUUUCUGUUGUCAGGAACUUUAAGUUUGCCAUCAACAUCAUGCACCUCAUGCUAAUCAUCAGUUAAACGAAGUAACUUUUUUCCCAAUACAAGUUUGCAAGCAUUGUGUUCUUUCUAUCA
This is a messenger RNA of Medicago truncatula (barrel medic), 5215 nucleotides long. RefSeq names its product disease resistance protein RPV1. The transcript is spliced from 7 exons. The record is from RefSeq and is a predicted model, not a curated record. NCBI's taxonomy places the organism in Eukaryota, Viridiplantae, Streptophyta, Magnoliopsida, Fabales, Fabaceae. Bases 245 to 4030 code for a protein of 1261 amino acids. Gene Ontology annotation, molecular function: ADP binding; ATP hydrolysis activity. Gene Ontology annotation, biological process: signal transduction; defense response.